This is a messenger RNA of Ectocarpus sp. CCAP 1310/34, 1830 nucleotides long. Lineage: Eukaryota; Phaeophyceae; Ectocarpales; Ectocarpaceae. The record is from the annotation of a GenBank genome assembly.
AUGCGGUUUCCGGACGACGAAGGUUUCACGCACCUCCGCGCGGACCGGUUAGGGCGAGCUGUAAUCUUCGUAGCCGCGUUGAGACAAGGAGAGAAACCCCUGCCUCUAGCUCUCGUGCGAGACUUUAGUCCUAGCAAGGACUGCCUCUGCCAGCGCCCAGACUGCUUCCUAGCUAUUUUCGCCAAGAAAGAAAGGAAGGCAGAGUUUCGCCAAUGCAGUAAAUGCAAGUACCGGAAAUCGGACAGGAGCCGCGUAAGGUGGUAUCCCAUGGAUGCUGCAGGAGAUCAUGUCGCGGAGGGUACUGCGAUAGUGAGUGAUGGUGAUUGGUGGUGCGGCUGUUGCUACCACAGUCGGUUGAACGGCAUGAAGAGAGACGACAAACCGACAGAGCAACCAGCGAACAGGUCAUGUGGAUCGGAGGACGAGGCACCGACGCUUGUAGAGCCUUUGAGCACGGUGCGCAGGAUGGUGGAUGACGUCCUCGGUCGAGGUGAGAUCCUUUGCUGGCAGGACGUCGCCGGUUGGCUAGCUGCUGAACGCGCGAAGGUUGGCAUGGAGGAGAUAACGAGGAAGUACGCACGACAACUCGUCCUGAACUUGUUUACCGGGAUGGACGCAGACCCCGGGAGCAAAUCACGAUUGGUCCGAGCCGACGGAGCCCAAGGAGACGCACGCGAGCGGGAACUCUUCCUCGUCCCAAACACCCUUGGGGACAAGCAUCUCGUUGACUUGAUGCUGCGUGCUCGACGUAGUGCACCCGCACAGCCACCAUCCAACCAGCUAGCUGAUAAGGGUGGGUCUCUCGAGUCGAUUCUGAAGGAAGUCGAGAAGGACACGGAGGACGCAGACGCACGGAUGUCCGUCGUGCGGGCAGCUGGUAGAAUUGUUCGAGCCGACGUGGAGAGUGACCCUGCCCUGAAGAACACCACCGGCACACGCGAGAAGUAUCGCUACGCCGAUGAGUUGGACAUGAAAGUGAAGCCACCCAGAGAGACUCUACUAUCCACGUUUCCGCCGUCCUUGGUUGGGUUGUACCAAAGCAUGACGGACAUGGCACUGUAUCGCGAGAUCAUCGCAUCAGAGACCGAACAUCCUGGAGAGCCCUGGGUAUGGCAGACCGAAGGGCGAGACGGACGGCAUCCUACCACCUCGGGCGACUUAGAGGGCGAGAACGGUGAUGGAGAAAAGAAGAACGAGGCCAGGCAUAUCAACAGCCUCAACCGUGACAGGCGAUCCACGCAUCGUAGGCUUCUGGUGAUGUGUACGGUCGUGGUGACGGCAAUUUUGCGUGGUAGGUACAUGGGUUCGCACGACAUCAAAGGGGCUCAGUGGGCAAAGUCUAAGGGUACGUGUCGCGAGGUGACCAACUUUGUAGCGGAGCACGGUUUGUGGGCGACGACGUCGCAAAUUCAGCACCGAGAAGAUUACCACGCGAGGUUCGUAGAGGACAAGGACCUUCUGAGCCAAGACGCCGAGUGCGCCGCCAUUCCCCUGGACAACUGUGAUUUUGACCCAAGGGUCGGAGUUGGCCAGGGGGAGGGGCCUCAUCUUCCCUUCAUCGCUGCGACGGCUUUAACGGUAGGGCCCGACGUAGGUCGAAUGGACGACUGGUGGUUGGUAAAGGGUCGGGGAUCUCUUACGGUAGAGGACGUCCUUAUGGGGCCGGAGCGGGACCGGGGGGACGGAGCGCGGCGUUAUAACGAGUUUUCGGCCGACCUCUACCGCGGCGUAUUCGCUGAGGCACGGAACAACUCCGACAGGGCUGCGGCAGACACAUGCUUCGAGUGUGAACUCCGCAAGUCGCGCCCUCCACACUGUUCCUGUGGAUGA